UAUAUUUGUGUUCUGUGACCUAACCUAUACGUUUGUUUUUGUAUAUGUAGAGCCCCACUUUAUUACAUAUUUAUGGUUUUAAUAUUAUAAACACGUUUGAAUUUCCUAAAUGGAGAACUUGGAAUUUAAAGUGGAUCACGGUGAAUCGGAAAACGACCCGAACGAAGGCGAACUGGCCAGCGAAGACGAAAUAAACGCCACAUUUUCAAAAUGCGAGCACGUUUGCGCUCAAAGUGUGGGCCCCAAAUACAUACUACACCUUGCUGCAACGAGUGAUUCUAAUCCCUAUAUAGCGGCAUCCCUCUCAGAUUUUUCUACGGACCUAUUUACGUUGACCGAGAGUAAAAUAGCGAAAAUAACUCGUUUUGAGGAGCACACGAACCGAAUAAUAGGAAACAAAUUCAGCCCCAGGAACAACAAUUUACUUUAUACAGCCUCGAGCGAUGGCAGCAUUAAAGUGUGGGAUCUGCGGGAGGCCAAAGAGUCAGUUUUUACCUUUUCAGACACAACGCGGGCCGAAAACGGCCUUUUGAAGCCUUUAAAUUCAUUUGAUGUGUCUCCAUGCGACAGAUUGUUGGCCGGGGGUACAGAACUGGUCGAAGGGGAUGCUUAUAUUUUGUUUUGGGAUGUGAGGAAGCACAAUUUGCUCGGGGCAUAUUGGGAGAGUCAUACCGAUGAAAUUUCACAGGUUAAAUUCCAUCCAGAGUCUUCGGAUAAGCUCAUGUCUGGCUCUACAGAUGGUUUGAUAAAUAUUUACAAUUUAGAGGAGAGUUCUGAGGAUGAUGCUCUGGAAGAAACUUUAAAUACUGAGUGUGUUGUGGAAGAAUUACAGUGGUUCGAAGAGGGUGGUACUUGGAAGGUCAGCUGCAUAACCUCAAUCAAUGACUUACAACUUUGGGCAACAGAUGGGGCUGAACCAUAUAAAAGUUAUUUGAGAAAACAAAUUGGGGAGAAGAUUAAGACUAAAAGCGAAUACAUUUAUCUGGCAAGGGUUCAUCCAGUGAGAGGGUCAUUGAUGCUCCUGUGUGGUUCGAAUGCCAAUGAGGGAAGUGCAUUCAGGAGUUUAAAAGUGAUGGGAGGAAACAUCGAGAAGGCUUUUCAGUUUAAAGAGAAUAGACAGAGGAUUAGGGCGAGUUGUUUGAAUGAAAAUACCAGCCUAUUUUUAACUGGAGGAGAAAAGGGUCAAUUAGACGUCUGGAAGCCGGAUCUAGAAAUCAUGAACACCAAACGGAAACCCUAAAAAUUAAGUUUACAUGUACAAGGUUAUUUAUAAAUAAAACUAAAACAUUUAAAAACAAA
Messenger RNA from Anthonomus grandis grandis, 1299 nucleotides. RefSeq names its product WD repeat-containing protein 89. The record is from RefSeq and is a predicted model, not a curated record. Gene Ontology annotation, molecular function: protein binding. The coding region runs from base 110 to 1240 and encodes 376 amino acids. Lineage: Eukaryota; Metazoa; Arthropoda; Insecta; Coleoptera; Curculionidae. The transcript is spliced from 5 exons.